Aspergillus brunneoviolaceus CBS 621.78 is the source of this 483-nucleotide messenger RNA. Its product is annotated as ribonuclease-domain-containing protein. The record is from RefSeq and is a predicted model, not a curated record. Lineage: Eukaryota; Fungi; Ascomycota; Eurotiomycetes; Eurotiales; Aspergillaceae. Gene Ontology annotation, molecular function: RNA nuclease activity; RNA binding. The transcript has 3 exons. Bases 1 to 483 code for a protein of 160 amino acids.
AUGGACGGCAACGACUACGAUGAAGACGGCGCCGACGACGACAUAAAUACGAGCGAUCCGGCAGGCCAGCCAGACAUGAUGUUUCAGUUGCAGACCGCACUCGCGUGCCUCCCUCUCCUCCUCUCCGCCGCACUGGCCUCCCCCUUCCCGAAGGAGAAGGUCGAGCGUGCCAGCUGUGCCUAUACUUGUGGAAGCCACUGCUACACCUCCAGUGCGGUGAGUGCGGCGCAGGCGGAAGGCUACUCGCUGUACAAGUCGGGUGAAACCCUCAACGACUACCCGCAUGUCUACCAUGACUAUGAGGGCUUCGACUUUAGUGUCUCGGGGACCUACUAUGAGUUCCCGAUUCUGAGUGAUGGCGACGUCUAUGACGGGGGAUCUCCUGGGGCCGAUCGGGUUAUCUUCAAUACAGCGGACAAGUUGGCGGGGGUGAUCACUCACACUGGAGCCAGCAGUAGCAGCGGCUUUGUUGAAUGCACUUAG